Messenger RNA from Aspergillus ruber CBS 135680, 1434 nucleotides. RefSeq names its product alpha/beta hydrolase family protein. The coding region runs from base 1 to 1434 and encodes 477 amino acids. The record is from RefSeq and is a predicted model, not a curated record. NCBI's taxonomy places the organism in Eukaryota, Fungi, Ascomycota, Eurotiomycetes, Eurotiales, Aspergillaceae. The transcript has 4 exons.
AUGUUUCUUCAAAAUUGCGAUGAUCAGGUUACGCGGCCACUACUGUCAGGGCCUGAAUGGACUCAAUGCCAGUGGCUGCGAUGCCCGGAGUCGGACCGGAGUAUCACCAUAGACUAUCUUGAUACUGAGGAAUCCCCACUUAGGCCCUUGUUUGAUGCAGCAACAAACAAUGGUUUUUGCCCUGAAUUAUUAACUCGGAUAAAAGGUCAACCGGUUGGAACUAUAAAGCUACUAGCCCCGGACCAAGAUGGUCUUCAAGAGCCUGCUGACCGACUCCUUGACCUGGGAAAUGGCAUUAUUGGAGGCCUGUACCGUCCAUCCAACCCAGACCCAAAGGCUAAUGUUGCCAUCUUCAUCAUGCACGCUGAACAAGACUACCUCAACUUCAUCGCCUGUACAGAAUUGUACAAGCGCGGGUACACGGUCCUCUGCGCCAACAACAACGCCAGCAAGUCCGGAAAGAUGACGGACCUGGCCUUCGAAGACAUGUUGCAAAAUGCCGGCAGCGGCAUUUCCUACUUGCGCAAUCAGACCUACAUCGACAAGGUGGUUGCUCUCGGCCACAGUGGCGGCGGUGCCAUGCUGUGGGCUUACCAGAACAUUGCAGAGAAUGGUGUCGCGGCCUGCAAUGGGCCUGAGAAGCUCUACCCUUGCUCGGAUGACUUGGCCAACCUCCCCGCUGCAGACGGCUUCAUCUCCAUCGACGCCAACUACGGCCUGUCAACGAUGGCCUUCCUUAGUGUAAACCCGGCUAUCACGGACGAAAACAGCGGUCUAAAAAUCAACGCCUCGCUAAACCUAUACAAUCCAGCCAACGGCUACACGCCGAACGGCGCCAACUACUCUACCUCCUUCAGAAAGUCCUACCAGUCUGGUGUUGUCGCUCGCUGGAACCGUAUCAUCGACCACGCACUAAACCGCAGCAAGGCCAUCGCAGCUAGGAACGGCCUCUACGCUGACGACGAGCCGCUGACCAUCCCAGACGCUAACUAUGUCGGUAUGAACAACAAGUUCUUCGCUGAGGAUACUCGUUUCCUUGCACACACCACGCACGCCUGGCCUCUUCUGCACAAUGGCGGUACCAACAGCACUCAAGUCGUGCAUUCUGUCCGUGUCCCUACUGCCAUCGGCUCCUUUGCAUCCAAGUUCUACGACGGCGCCAUCAACCAGACAGCACCAAUUUCCUCUGCGGCGGGUGUCAGCGUUCCGAUCCUUGCUAUGGGUAUGACGGGUCACUGGGAGUAUCUCAAUGCGGAGAAGAUCUAUCUCAACUCGGGUAGCAACGACAAGUCAAUUGCCUUUGUGGAGGGUGCUUCGCAUACAAUUAACGUCUGCACUGAGUGUGAGUUGUAUUCGGGUCAGUAUGGGGAUACGGUGAAGACAUGUUUUGAUCACAUAGAUCAGUGGUUGCACCAGAAGGGGCGUUUCCUUUAA